Messenger RNA from Spirometra erinaceieuropaei, 1257 nucleotides. The record is from the annotation of a GenBank genome assembly. NCBI's taxonomy places the organism in Eukaryota, Metazoa, Platyhelminthes, Cestoda, Diphyllobothriidea, Diphyllobothriidae.
AUGCUGAGUUCAGAUCUGCUGCUCACGCACUACGACCCGACGCUGCCGAUCGUUGUUGCUGCAGAUGCUUCCAACCACGGAGUUGGUGCCGUCAUCUCACAUACUUUUCCUGAUGGGUCUGAAAAGGCGAUCAUGCAUGCAUCUCGCACGCUAACCCCUGCGGAGAAGAACUACGGGCAGAUAGAGCAAGAGGCUCUAGCCCUCGUGUUUGCCGUCAAGAAAUUUCAAAAACUGUUGUAUGGUCGCCACUUCACGUUGUUGACGGACCACAAACCAUUGCUGUCAAUGUUCGGUUCGAAGAAGGACACUCCCAUCUACUCAGCCAGCCGACUUCAGCGAUGGGCAACCAUCCUUCUUGAUUGCGAUUUCGACAUUCGUUACCGUUGUACUACAGACUUUGGUCAGGCUGACGCCCUUACUCGCCUCAUCAGUAAUCAGCAGGAAGCGGAGGAAGAUACCGUGAUUGUCGCUAUUCCGAUUGAGGACGAUGUGCGCCGUCGGCUAUCGGACUCCAUACGAGGUAUCCCUGUCACUGUCGCGGACAUCCGACGCGCUACUGAACAGGAUCCUGUCCUCCGUCAGGCCAUCACCUACGUGCAGACCUGCUGGCCAACCAAUGCUCUCGCUGGUGAGCUUCGUCAGCUCUUCCUCCGCCGAGCAUCGCUAUCUGUGGUUGACUCCUGCCUCAUGUUUGCGGACCGUGUGGUGAUCCCAUCUUCCUUCCGACCCGCUGUACUACGCCAGUUCCAUGCCGCUCAUCCUGGCACCAGUCGAACGAAGUCAAUUGCUCACAGUUUUGCUUACUGGUCGGGUAUCGACGGCAAUAUCGACGACCUGGUUCGAUGCUGUUCUCGAUGUCAGCAAGCUGCCAAGAUGCCGCCUCGUCAACCUCCAAUACCCUGGCAACCACCGGAGAGGCCUUGGUCACGCGUGCAUAUCGACUUUGCUGGCCCACUUAACGGAGUCUCCUACCUAAUCUUGGUUGACGCCUACUCGAAGUGGCCCGAGAUUGCUCCGCCGAAUCCAGCAAGAGCAUCUGCCGCUAUCGCCUUCCUACGACGCAUCUUUAACCAUCAUGGCUUACCAGAAGUCCUGGUUUCAGAUAAUGGCUCUCAGUUUACCUCGACGUUUGAGGAUUUCUACCGUCAGCACAACAUCCAGCAUCUUCGCUCGCCGCCCUACCAUCCUCAGUCUAACGGUCAGGCGGAGCGUUUUGUCGACACGUUUAAGAGAGCCCUCUUGAAAGCUCGUGGGUAG